Molecule: messenger RNA, 213 nt
Organism: Penicillium nucicola
Lineage: Eukaryota; Fungi; Ascomycota; Eurotiomycetes; Eurotiales; Aspergillaceae
Exons: 1
Coding region: 1-213 (70 amino acids)
Source: RefSeq, a predicted model, not a curated record
AUGGACAACGCCGCAUUCGGCCAAACACAAACAUCUCAACCAACUGCAAGGAUUCGCUGCAAAGGACAGGCCAAUGAUGCAGAUACACACUCCAUGGACAUGCAAAUGCAAGAUGACCGACAAUAUGACAUGGGCCUCAAGUCCGCCUUCACCGCCGACGCGUUGCCCCUCGCAACCUGCCUAUCCGCACGUUGUUUACUUCGACCCCAGUGA